AUGCCACUGUUACAAUCCAAGAACGCCACUGGGGGUGAUGCCCCCAAACAGUUCAAUCAGCCUUCGCGAAAGGGAAAGAAGGCGUGGAGGAAAAAUGUUGAUGUUACCGAGGUGCAGAAGGGUCUUGAAGAAUUGAACAAGGAGAUUAUCGCUGGUGGUGUUAUCAAGGAAAAGCCCUCUGAAGACUUGUUCACUCUCGAUGUUAAGGGCGAUGCCGCUCUCCCUAAAAAGUUCAACAAGCACAUCAAGAAGGGCCUCAAGGCUGACGAGAUCAUCAAUGCCCGUUCUCCCGUGCCCGCCGUUUCCAUGCGCAAGCGACCGGGCGACAAGACAACCAACGGAAUUCUUCCUGUGAAACGCCAAAGGACUGAUUGGGUGUCACACAAGGAGCUCGCGCGACUAAAGCGAGUGGCCGAUGGAGAACAUCAGAAUACUGUCCAAGUACAAGAUGCCACCUACGAUAUCUGGGACAUGCCUGUAGAGCCACAAGCGAAGGAUCCCGAAAACUUCUUGGAAGAGGAGGUCAAGCCCAAGGCUCCUAAGACGAUGAAGAAGGAGCCCCUUUCUCUGUUGAAGAGUGGCAAGCAAGUGCCUGCUGUCCUCAAGCCUACGGGAGGAUACAGCUACAACCCUGAUUUCAACGACUACACACAACGUCUGGAAGAGGAGAGCGAGAAGGCUCUUGAAGCUGAGCGUAAACGCCUGGAGAAAGAGGAGCAGGAGCGCAUUAAGCAGGAGGCCGCGGCCCGAUCAGCGGCAGAGGCAGAGGCCGCAGAGGCUCGUGCCAACCUUUCAGAGUGGGAGGAGGAUUCCGAAUGGGAAGGAUUCCAGAGUGGCGCUGAAGAUGAUAAGCCAUCCGCCAAGCGCCCACAGAGAAAGACCCAAGCUCAGCGCAACCGCAUCAAACGCCGCAAGGAAGAGGAGCGUCUCGCGAAACACAAGGCUGCGCUCAAGGCCCACCGUCGCCAAGCCCAGCGCAUCCAGGAAAUCGCCGAGGAGAUCGAGGAAAGAGAUCGCAACAAGGCACUUGUCUUGCAAAAAGACGACGAGACCGACCCUAUUGAUGAGCUUCGUGCCGAGAAGUUGCGCCGUAAGCAGCUCGGCAAGUACAAGCUUCCUGAGCGAGAUCUUGAGCUUGUCCUCCCAGAUGAGCUCGAGAGUUCGCUGCGCCGUCUCAAGCCUGAGGGCAACAUGCUCCGGGACAGAUACCGAAGCAUGUUGGUGCGUGGCAAGGUAGAGAGCAGAAGACAUAUUGCUUUCCACAAGCAGGCGAAGCGCAAGUUUACGGAGAAGUGGACAUACAAGGACUUCAUGAUAUAA
Molecule: messenger RNA, 1320 nt
Organism: Fusarium tjaetaba
Lineage: Eukaryota; Fungi; Ascomycota; Sordariomycetes; Hypocreales; Nectriaceae
Product: myosin heavy chain
Exons: 2
Coding region: 1-1320 (439 amino acids)
Biological process (GO): ribosomal large subunit assembly; rRNA processing
Cellular component (GO): nucleolus
Molecular function (GO): 5S rRNA binding
Source: RefSeq, a predicted model, not a curated record